This is a messenger RNA of Centropristis striata (black sea bass), 845 nucleotides long. RefSeq lists its product as uncharacterized. The record is from RefSeq and is a predicted model, not a curated record. The transcript has 7 exons. The coding region runs from base 159 to 845 and encodes 228 amino acids. NCBI's taxonomy places the organism in Eukaryota, Metazoa, Chordata, Actinopteri, Perciformes, Serranidae.
GUUAUAGAGUUGAAUUAAUGUAGCACUCAUGUAUUGUGACCUCCUUUCUAUAGAUCAAAUGGGGAGGUGCGUUUCAAGAUGGAGCUGGUUCAACAGUUGGAGAAGAGGUUGAGCAAGUCAACAGUUUCCUGUCUAGGGCGGCCAUCACAACAAAAUACAUGUCUAAAGCAGGGCGAACAGACAUGCUGACCCUCCUUGCUUUGGGGUGGAACAAAAGGAAAGUGGAGCAACUGGGCCGCACUUUGAGCCAGAGAUAUCUAAAGAUCACAAGGAUCCUAAGAGAACAAGUGGAGAGCCUGAAUGCGACCAAAAAUGAGCUGGGUGUGGAUGAUGACACACUGCAGCAAUGGGUGGCUGAUGUGCAGCAAUGGGCUGAAGAAACGGAUCAAACUGAUGGCAGCCUUGGAGCAUUGCAGGCACGAAUAGAGGAGCUUGUCAUCAUCAUCAGAGUGCGAACACAAAAUCUUUACAGACAAACUGAUAGCAACAAGAGGCGACACAGAAUACGCAAGGUCAUUUUGGAUGAAAAAAAACGAUUGGCGGCUGCUGUCGACGACUAUAACAAGCUUGCUGAACCAACAAAGCAAAUUGUGUCCAGUGAUGCCCUCAUCCAGACCGACAUUUGGCCCUGGCAGAAGACAAGUGAACCUGCUGCAGACCUCCAGACAAAAAGAAAGGUCUUUGAGAAGGUGAUGGCUGUGAGGCGCCUGAGAGAGGAGGAGAUGAUCCUUUGCAGGGAAAUGCAGCAUCACUGGACAGUGUUGAGAGCACGAUCCCUGGAGUUGGGAACGAUCUCCUCAGACUGCAAGUCUAUUAAGUAUGAGGGCUAUAUUCUAAGGUCUUGA